This is a messenger RNA of Sordaria macrospora k-hell, 2199 nucleotides long. RefSeq lists its product as uncharacterized. The record is from RefSeq and is a predicted model, not a curated record. Gene Ontology annotation, molecular function: spermidine transmembrane transporter activity; putrescine transmembrane transporter activity; urea transmembrane transporter activity. Gene Ontology annotation, biological process: urea transmembrane transport; spermidine transport; putrescine transport. Gene Ontology annotation, cellular component: plasma membrane. Lineage: Eukaryota; Fungi; Ascomycota; Sordariomycetes; Sordariales; Sordariaceae.
AUGGCGGGAGGUGGUGAUACAACCGUCAAAGUAGACACACCUCACGCUCUCAACCAAGGAGUUGGCUAUGGCAUCGUCAUUGGGCUGGGAGCAUUGUUUGCUCUUGGCAUGAUUCUAGUCACAUUUAUCCUCAAACGCUACAACCGCGAGCUCCAAACAUCCGAAAUGUUCAACACUGCCGGCCGCACCGUCAAAUCCGGUCUCGUCGGUUCCGCCGUCGUCUCCUCCUGGACCUGGGCUGCCACCCUCCUCCAGUCUUCGGGUGUCUGCUACCGCUACGGCGUUUCCGGUCCAUUGUGGUACGCCUCGGGCGCUACCGUACAAAUCCUCCUCUUCGCGACCCUCGCCAUCGAACUAAAACGCCGCGCUCCGAACGCUCACACCUUCCUCGAAGCCAUCCGUGCCCGUUUCGGCACCAUGCCUCACAUUGUCUUCAUGGUCUUUGGCCUGGUAACCAACAUCCUCGUGUCCCUGAUGCUCAUCGUCGGCGGUUCGGCAACCAUCAAUGCCCUGACAGGCAUGCACACCAUCGCCGCCAUCUAUCUCCUCCCCGUCGGCGUGGUAGCUUACACCGUAGUCGGCGGUCUGAAAGCCACCAUCCUAACAGACUGGGUGCACACCUUCAUCUUGCUGAUCAUCAUCAUCGUCUUCGCCCUAACUGCCUACGCCAGCGGUGAAGCCUUGGGGUCGCCCAGCGAAGUCUAUGACCUCCUUGUAAAAGCGGCACAGGCCCAUCCCGUCGAAGGAAACCACGAGGGUUCCUACCUCACCAUGCGCUCCCGCGAAGGCGCCAUCUUCUUCGUGAUCAACAUCGUUGGUAACUUCGGCACCGUCUUCCUCGACAAUGGGUACUACAACAAGGCCAUCGCCGCCUCGCCCGUCCACGCUUUGCCCGGUUACAUCUUAGGAGGCCUCUGCUGGUUCGCCAUCCCCUGGCUUACCGCCACGACUAUGGGUCUUUCCGGUCUGGCCCUCGAAAACAACCCCCGUUUUCCCACCUACCCCAACCGCAUGCCCGAGGCCGACGUCUCAGCCGGUCUGGUUCUCCCCUACGCUGCCGUCGCUCUGCUAGGAAAAGGUGGCGCGGCAGCUACUCUGCUCAUCGUCUUCAUGGCCGUUACUUCUGCGACUUCCUCCCAGCUUAUCGCCGUAUCUUCCAUCGUGGUGUACGACCUCUACAGAACGUACAUUAAGCCCGAAGCCAGCGGUAAACGACUAAUUUACAUGUCGCACGUCGUCGUGGCCGCUUACGCGCUUUUCAUCGCCACCUUCUCCGUCGGACUCUGGUACGCUGGCAUUUCAAUGGGGUAUCUCUACGUGAUGAUGGGCGUCAUUAUUUCGUCGGCAGUGCUCCCAGCCGCAUUAGUCCUAACCUGGUCCGGCCUGAAUAAAUGGGCUGCUGCCCUCAGCCCUGUCCUAGGAUUGUGCGUAGCGCUGGUGGCGUGGUUAAUCACUGCCAAGAAGGAGUGUGGCGAGAUGAGCGUUGCUUGCACGGGGAGUAACAUGCCAAUGUUGGCGGGGAAUGUGGCGGCGUUGUUGAGUCCUGUGGUGUUUAUUCCUGUGUUGACGCUUAUUUUUGGGAAAGCGAAUUAUGACUGGAAGAGCAUGAUGGAGAUUAAGAGGGGGGAUGAUACUGAUGUUGUUGCGGGAGAGGCGGGGGUGGAUUUGGAUUUGGAGGAGACGAUGGGGGGUAGGGAGGAGACGGAGAGGGAGAGGGAGAUGAUGGAGGAGGAGCAAGGGAAGUUGAGCAGGGCGAGUAAGAUAAGUAAGACGAUGACUGCUGUUUUGACCCUAGCCCUCCUAAUCCUCUGGCCCAUGCCCCUCUACGGAACCGGCUACAUAUUCUCCAAACCGUUCUUCACAGGGUGGGUGGUCGUCGGCAUCAUCUGGAUUUUCUGCUCCUUCAUUGGCGUCGGCCUGUUCCCCAUCUACGAAGGGCGGGACACCCUGAUUAGGACGUGCAAGUAUAUCUAUUGGGAUGUCACGGGCAAGAAGAAUGUUAGGGCUAUUCAUGCUGAGCAGGCCAUGGCUGCUCAUACUGCUGGUGGUGUACUUGAUGGGGAGGUGGUGGUUACGGAGGGGGUUACUGAGGGAGUGAUGAUGACGCCGGGGGAUCAGACGCCUGAGGAGAAGAGUGUUAAGGGACUUGGGGAGAAGGGGGAGAAGGUGGGGAUGGGGAUGGGGGUUACUUCUUUGUGA